ACCCCAGAAAACGAACAGCUUUUCCCCUCUGAGAGCUAAUCCAGUCAUCAGCAUGGAUAUUUUAGUACAAAAGUCGAUCUUCAACAGCGGCAGAAUCGGGGAGAUAUACGAGCCGCACGCUGCCUACUACUCACCGUAUAACACACCGCCGUACAUAGCGCCGUAUCCGGAUCCCGGCAGCUGGAUAGCGGAACAGCAGAUGCAGCAGCACAUCAGAUUCCCCACGCCGCCCAUCACACCGCCGCGUCCUGCCGAGCAUCAGCAGCAUCCCACGCACCGCACAUACUCGGUGAUCAUGAAAGUGCACAGCCAAGGCGACCUGUGCCGCAGUCCCGAGGAGUUCCAGGACGAGAGCAAGUCCUGCAACAGCAGCAGCAGUAGCAGCAGCAGCGAGUGUGGAGCUGGCAGCGACUUCAUUUGCAACUGGCUGGAGUGCGAACGGGUAUUCGAGACAUUGGAAGCACUGGCCCAACACGUCACCCAGCGGCAUGCCAUUGCCUCCCUGACAGACGGCCUCUACUACUGCCGCUGGGCGGGUUGCCAGCGCAGCGAGCGGGGGUUCAAUGCCCGCUACAAGAUGCUCGUCCACACGCGCACCCACACCAAGGAGAAGCCCCACAGUUGCCAUCUGUGCGAGAAGUCAUUCUCGAGGGCGGAAAAUCUAAAGAUUCACAUACGAUCGCAUUCGGGAGAGAAGCCAUACAAGUGCAGCUUCGACGGCUGCCAGAAGGCCUACUCCAACUCCUCCGAUCGGUUUAAGCACACAAGGACACACUCAAUGGAGAAACCCUACAUGUGUAAGGUGGCUGGAUGCCAGAAGCGCUACACGGAUCCCUCGUCGCUACGCAAGCACGUGAAGACCUUCAAGCACAGCAUCCAUCUAAUUGCUAGCCAGCCACUGACUCUGCCCCAUCAGACCCGCGCACCGUAUAUGCUGGAGGCCAGCGAGGCCACAGCACCGUACACAUGUCUGCCCGCUGGCAGCGUUGAGUCAUGCGCCUCCUCCUCCGCCUCCACGCGCUACUACCUGGAGCUGUCCAGCAACGAGCCCAGCGACUACUCCCAAAAGCAAAAGCCAGAAGCGGAGUAUUCCCCCAGCUAUUGGCUGAACGAGAGGCAACACAGCUAUCUGCAGAGCGAAGAUUACUUCAUGAGCAUGGAGGUGGACUCCCCGCUCGAUCUGCGCAUGCACCGAAUUUGAAUCCGUCUCUCUUCCUACCCCACCCAACCCUGCCCUCUAGUCACUGCGCUGUCCCAGCUCUUGUCAUUAAUCUUAGGCUACCGCUUAACUGCAAAAUAAAGACUGUUGUAUUUGA
Drosophila subobscura is the source of this 1316-nucleotide messenger RNA. Its product is annotated as zinc finger protein GLIS2 homolog. The transcript is spliced from 4 exons. The coding region runs from base 53 to 1201 and encodes 382 amino acids. Gene Ontology annotation, cellular component: nucleus. Gene Ontology annotation, biological process: smoothened signaling pathway; regulation of transcription by RNA polymerase II. Lineage: Eukaryota; Metazoa; Arthropoda; Insecta; Diptera; Drosophilidae. Gene Ontology annotation, molecular function: RNA polymerase II cis-regulatory region sequence-specific DNA binding; DNA-binding transcription factor activity, RNA polymerase II-specific. The record is from RefSeq and is a predicted model, not a curated record.